Molecule: messenger RNA, 1349 nt
Organism: Ceutorhynchus assimilis (cabbage seed weevil)
Lineage: Eukaryota; Metazoa; Arthropoda; Insecta; Coleoptera; Curculionidae
Source: the annotation of a GenBank genome assembly
CUUCUCUACCUAAGCAUCACUUAUAUUUGUGGCAAAGUGUUCAGUGACUGAAAUAAAUCCUGGCAAAUAAUCAUAACCAAAAAUGAUGCUACAUUUAUUAACUUUUCUUUUGGUAUGCUACCUCUACGUAGAGUGCCAACCAAUAGCUCAAGGUCCUUUUAGUGUGAAGCAACUAUUCGCACAAGCCAAUACAAAUAAAAUCAAAGCUAUAUUAAGCCGGAAAUUCGAAGAAAUUUUCAAUCAUCCAUCUGAUAAAUCUACAUCAACCUUCGUUGGUAUUCCAGGAACUGGUAGCUGCACUUGUGUGCCAUACUAUCUUUGCGAUAAUGGAAUUAUUAAUACUAAUGGUAAAGGACUUAUUGAUGUGAGAAGCCAAGAUAGCGUUUGUGAAACUUCCUGGGAAGUCUGCUGUGAAGAAGGCGACCAAGUCGACAACCCAAUAGUACCACCUCCGGGUCCAAACACACAAGUUGGUUGUGGGUAUCGUAAUUCUGAUGGUCUAGGUUUCAGGGUCCUUGGUAACGUGGAAACUCAAUUUGCUGAAUUUCCUUGGAUGGUGCUCGUUCUUAGAGAAGAAAAAAAUGCCACAGGCAGUGUUUAUGCUUAUCAAUGUGGAGGUGGUCUAAUUCAUCCUCAAAUGGUUGUCACAGCUGCUCAUUGUGUUUACGGCAAAAAUAAAGCAUUCAAAGUUCGUGCUGGGGAAUGGGAUACGCUACACGUUUUAGAACUAUAUCCAUAUCAAGAAAGGAAAGUGCAAGAGAUCAUAGUGCAUAAUCAAUACUAUGCUGGAGCUAGCUACAGUGAUAUUGCAUUAUUAUAUUUAGAAUCAUCAUUUGAUGAUGCUGCAAAUGUUAAAACUAUUUGUCUACCGCCUCAAGCACAAACGUUGGAGAGUGGUGACUGCUAUGCAGCUGGCUGGGGUAAGGACGUAUUUGGUAGAGAAGGCAAAUCCGAUGGAAUUCUAAAGAAAAUCGAUCUACCAAUAGUACCUAAUAAGAAAUGCCAAGAGCAACUGAGAAGAACUAGGCUAGGUGAAUUUUUCGAAUUGCAUUCAUCGUUUAUUUGCGCCGGUGGUGUGCCAGGAAAAGACACCUGCAAGGGAGACGGAGGAAGCUUUUUGGUAUGCCCAAUACCUGGACAGAAAAAUAGAUAUUUUCAAAUGGGCAUAGUAGCUUGGGGUAUCGGUUGCGGCGAGGAUAAUGUACCAGCUGUUUAUGUGAAUGUACCUAAGUUCAGAGACUGGAUUGAUUGGCAAAUGAGAGCUUAUAAUUUGGAAAUCAGUAGUUAUCAAUAUUAGAUAGGAACUUGUAAAUUGAAACUUCAAUAAAGAAUUCAAAUUUCAUUUUGCA